AUGUCUGUUCUGUUUGGUAAUUUUGUGACCGCCGCUCAAUCCUACGCUGAAAAGGCCGGAUUCCACAUCAAGGGUGGCCUAAUCUCUUUGAUUGUUUAUUGCGGUAACACCUUCAUGCAGCGUAUCGUGUUUUCGUGCCCGGCCACGAACUACGCCCUUUAUGGCAACCUGUUUCUGUACGCGCCGGCUGUUGUCUUAUUCUGCUUGUCACUGCUCGUGUCCGAGUCUUUCUGGCAUCUCACUACGAGCUGCUGCCAUAAGAAAUCAAAACAAAGGGUUUUUAUUUUCGGGGAGUCACAAAAGUACAUCUUCUUUGCGAUGUUGCCGCCGAUUAUGUGGCUUCUUCUGUCCUUUGCAGAUGCGAGGUAUUACAUCUGUGCCAAUGUAGGUCCCGCCACAGAGCAGCAAAGCAUGGCGGCUAGUGCGGAGUCCCAGGUCAUCGCGUGGACUCUCCUUCUCGUUUGCACGACCAUCAUCACACUCGUCUUUACCAUCCAUCGCUUCUUCGCCAAAAUCAACUCGAAAAUACUUGGGCGUAAGGACUUUGAAAAGCUUGAGGCGGCUGAGGCAGUGAGGCUGUUUAAUGAACGGAUCAAGCCGUUGGCCGAGCAGGAAGCAAAGGUUGUGGUUGAUGGGUUGUUUUAAGAGC
Molecule: messenger RNA, 649 nt
Organism: Nematostella vectensis (starlet sea anemone)
Lineage: Eukaryota; Metazoa; Cnidaria; Anthozoa; Actiniaria; Edwardsiidae
Product: calcium homeostasis modulator protein 6
Exons: 2
Coding region: 1-645 (214 amino acids)
Molecular function (GO): monoatomic cation channel activity
Source: RefSeq, a predicted model, not a curated record